Molecule: messenger RNA, 1560 nt
Organism: Aspergillus homomorphus CBS 101889
Lineage: Eukaryota; Fungi; Ascomycota; Eurotiomycetes; Eurotiales; Aspergillaceae
Product: putative mitochondrial phosphate carrier protein
Exons: 7
Coding region: 106-1251 (381 amino acids)
Biological process (GO): mitochondrial phosphate ion transmembrane transport
Cellular component (GO): mitochondrial inner membrane
Molecular function (GO): phosphate transmembrane transporter activity
Source: RefSeq, a predicted model, not a curated record
CACAGGAGUAUUGUCGUUCAGUCCUCCGGAUUUUACCUCAACUCCGCUCUAGCUCCGUCAGGGAGAGAGGUGGGGACCGAUUCGCGACGAAUCGAUCUAGCCAUCAUGUUUCCAACCGACAGCGUGGUCGCACAAGCUUUCUCCUCCCAGCAUCCACUGGGACAAGCAGGUUCACCCCCUCAGCGAUCGGCAGCACCGGAAAUGCAGAAACGGGAGCCAUUUCCAGCCUGGAGUGUGAUUGAGGAUACCAAGAAGAAGGCAGAUACGCUUGCCAAAGAGGCGUCCCGAGAGUUCGACGUUGCCAGUCAAAAGGCCCAGGCCAAGGCAGGCAAAAUCGAGCCAUGGACUCCCAAGUACUAUGCGGCUUGCACUGUCGGUGGAAUGCUUGCCUGUGGUCUUACCCAUACCGCUGUGACUCCUUUGGACUUGAUCAAGUGUCGCCGUCAGGUCGAUCCUCUGCUGUACAAGAGCAAUCUCGAGGCAUUCCGCACGAUCCGUGGUGCUGAAGGAUUGCGAGGAGUAUUCACCGGUUGGGGCCCAACUUUCUUUGGAUACAGCGCCCAAGGUGCAUUCAAAUACGGCGGCUAUGAGUACUUCAAGAAGUUCUACAGUGACCUUGUGGGCGUGGAGAACGCAACUCGAUGGAAGACCUCCUUGUACCUGGCCGCCAGUGCGUCCGCCGAGCUUAUCGCUGACGUAGCCCUCUGUCCUUUCGAAGCUGUCAAAGUGCGAAUGCAGACGACCAUUCCACCGGACAUCCGGUCGACCUUCACCGGUAUUUCUAAUGUGGUCUCAAAGGAGGGUGUAGCUGGUCUAUACAAGGGUCUUUAUCCUCUGUGGGGACGUCAGAUUCCGUAUACGAUGAUGAAGUUUGCGUCCUUCGAAACCAUUGUCGAGAUGAUCUACAACUACCUACCGGGUCAGAAGUCCGACUACAACAAGGGUGCACAAACCACAGUGGCUUUCACUGGUGGCUACCUGGCUGGUAUCCUUUGCGCUGUUGUGUCGCACCCAGCCGAUGUGAUGGUCAGCAAGCUGAAUGCCAACCGUCAGGCUGGCGAAGCCUUCGGUGCCGCGAUGAGCCGCAUCUAUAAGGACAUUGGAUUCCGCGGUCUCUGGAACGGUCUUCCCGUCCGUAUUGUCAUGAUCGGCACUUUGACCGGACUCCAGUGGAUGAUUUACGACUCGUUCAAGAUCUUCAUGGGUCUGCCGACCACCGGCGGAGGCCCUGCUGCUACGGAGAAGAAGUAGGGUAAGUAGAUGGAGUGCUUGGUAAGUCGAAUGGUCCCAUCUUGUUUUCGUGCGCACACUUGAGACACAACAUCUAUAGUCCAAGAAAAGGGGAUGGUUUCAGUACUAGUAGCACAUCGAAUGUAUUUGUUUCAUGCAUUUAUGAUAUUAUCCACAUUCCAGCCACACCGAGGCCGGUGAUAAAAGCCAGGGCUGCAAUCUGGGCCUGAGGCCUUAUCGGCGGACAAACCCGCUUUAGUCACGCAUGGGGCCAAUCAAACCCGGGAGAGCAUCUUAUCAGCACGGCGACGUCAUCUCCCCAGGGCACGG